GACAACAGCGGGCAGUUUAAAGGGAGAAACUAAGGCUGUAUCACCAUGGCAACCAUUCGAGAUCUGGAACUGUAAUACAUUUGUCGAGUAUGGUUGAAUUCACUCUAAACAUCGCUAAAGCUGCUGAGUUCACGGCAAGCUGACUUGGACAACGGUAGCCAUUGCACACACACGGAAUUAAGUAAUGGCACGUCCAGUGAUCUCUCCACUUAAUAUUCAAGCCACAGCUCCUGAGACCUUCUCUGUGUUACAGCAGAGAAUGCGUGUAGCCGAGGAACAGACACAGUCACUAAUAAGUGAUCUACAGGCACUUGGCAUGAACUGCCAGGGCAUGGAAUUUGACUGUCACAAGUCAGCUUCGCUGCUUCGCCCUAUCAGUCCUGUGAAGGUUCGAUCUGCAUUUGUUGGGGACAAUGACACACUGUGGAGAAAUUGUGAAAACUUGGUUAAUCGUAUGUGUCGCAUGGAAAGUGUCAUGCAAACCCUGAAACUUGGAGUAUUCCGACUACACACAAAGAUGAAACUAAACCCAAAGCAGUCUGCUGAAAUUGAACAACGUCUGAAUGAAGUACAGGAAGAGCAUGCUCGCGAGUUGAGAUCUGCACAGCUGGAAGUGAUGAGAUUGCGCCAGCAGUUGAACAGUGAGAUUGAGGAGAGGGAGAGAGAAGAGGAAGCCAAAGAACGACUUAGUGCUGCGUUGGAGAUUGCUACAGCCACGAAGACAGAUGUGGCAAUUGCUGCUGAGAAAAUGAAAGCAUCAAAAGUUCGUUUGAAACAAAGAGUUAAAGAGUUACAGGAAAAGCUAUCCCAGGAGGCUGCACUGCGGGGUUUGUUAGAGGAGGAUCAAGCAAACAUGCUUCACAGGGUGGAGGACAUGAAGCAGGUAGUGGAGGACGAGAGAAUGCAUGUAAAAGAACUACAGCAAAGCUGGCAGAUAAUGUGUAAAGAAGGACAGGAACUGAAAAGCAGACUGGAAGCUGAGGAGCUGAGAAGUCAACAACUGGAGAAUGAGAACAUGAAGCUCCGCUCUGAUCUAGAAGGCAAAGACUUGCUCAUCAAACAACUGCAAGAGGAAUCCCAGAUGUCCCAGCGAUCUCGUGAUGCAGAGCAGGCUGACUUGACAAAGGUCCGAACUGAUUUGGAGACUCUGCAAGGAGCAGCUGAAAAAGUUCAGUGUUUGAACCAGAAGUUGGAAGCAGAGUGUUCAGCGCUCACUGCGACAGUACAGAAACUUUCCACAGAAAAAGUACAUCUCUUAACACAACACCAACAGGAGCUAAAGGCUGCACAGGAAACUAUGGAGCAGAAGCUGCAGGAAAAACAGUUGAUCCUCAGUGCAACACAGGCAAGUCUGACGGCAGAGCUGCAAAAUUUCCAGAGCCUGGGAACACAGCGGGAGAGGGAGCUAGAGGCCCUACGUGCGGAGCAUACUGAGUGCCAGAGGAAGGCAAUGCAUGUAGAGCAGAAAUUUGCCGUACAGAAGGAGGUGCAAGAGUCAACAAUUACACGCCUUAGGGGUGACCUGGACUGUGCACUCAGAGAUAGAGCUGCGUUGGAAAAUGAGAAGUCCGAAUUGCAAGAAGAGAUGGUUAAAAUUCAGGGUAAUUUCCAAGAGCUGAACCAAAACCUGGAAGUAGAGGUGGCUGAGAAAAAGUUAGAAUUGGCGUCAGUUCAGAGUGCUUUAUUGGCUCAAGAACAGGAGAACAAGCGGCUCAUGGAGUGUGUGGCAUUACUGGAGCAGGAACAGCAUUCUCGAAGACAAGUGGAGAUGUUACUGAAUGAGCUGAUGGAGAGCAAGAAUAAACUGGCAUAUGAAAAGGGAAAACUACAGAGCACUGUAGAACAGCUAAAGGCAGAGUUACAGUCUCUUGGUGAUGCUAAUACUGAAAACUCCCAGCUUCGCAAACUCAAUAAUGCCCUGGAGACAAAAUAUACGCAGGCAAACGCAGAACUUGGAUCUUGCCGGAUUCGCCUACAGAGAGCAGAAGCUAGGCUUCAGCAGGCUCAGUCAGUGUUACUUCGUAAGGAGGAAGACUUCACACUUGCUAUUAAGUCCAGGGAUGAGACUCUGAAAGAAGAAACAAGAUUGAGAGGGCAGUUGGAAGCUGCAGAGGAGAGAGAGGAGCAAAAUAUGUCGGCCAUGCAACAGCAGUUAUCUGAAGUCAGAGAAGAGAGGAACAGGAUGUCCAGUAUGUUGGAGAAUGUGGUGACCUCACAUACACAGCUCCAGCAAGAUCUGGAAAAGCUGCAGACAGAACUUGGACAUAGGGACUCCAACAUCGCUGCAUUACUUAAAGAGAGGGAUCACUGCCAAAAGCAAAUAAAGACACUAGAGGGUGAGCUGUCGGAGUACCAGGCAAAGCUACAGUCCAUCGAAUCCCAGAAACAUGCACAGAUUGCACCACUGCACAGAGCUAUGGAAGUGGCACAUGAGGAUAAUAAGACACUCGCACAUGCUUUGGAGCAGGCUCUACAGAAGAGCUCCAGCCUUCAGAUCCGCUUGAAUGAGCUAGAGAAGGAUUUGAAAAGCAAGGAGUUUCAGGAGCAGCAGAUGAAAAUUCUUAGGUCACAAGCUGAGGAAGAUAUCCAUAUUCAACAACAGCAGUAUGAGGAGCGUAUCACAACACUGAAGAAACAGCAUUUGGAGGAAUGCAAGGAGGCUAAGAGGGCAGCAAGACGAGACACGGCGGAGUUAAAGAAAGUUUUAGAUUGUGCUACCGCUAAGUCAGCUGAACUGUCCCGCACAAAUAGAGAGCUCCGGAACAGUAUGUCAGAACAUGAGAAAGCGGUGCUGGAUCAAAAGAAUCUGAUACACAGUCUGAGAACCCAGCUAAAAACUCGGCUAGAAAGUAAAGCAGCCCACAGGGAAACUGACAGGGUUCAAUUGCUAGAGGCUGAACUGAAACACAUGAAACAAGUGAAGACAGAAUUUGAGAAGAGCAAUAAGGAGCAGUCAAAGCUCAUAGAAGAGUUCAUGGCUGAAGUUGAAAGUCUACGCAGAGCUAUAAAAGCAUCUUCACAGAAUGCAGAAGAGACGGCCCUAUGCAGCCAGCUGGAGGCAGAGACACAGCUUAGGAAGAAUUUGGAAUAUAAAUGCAAGGGCCUUCAACAGAGAGUUCAAGAACUGCAGAAGGAAAAAAACCUAAUUGAGGAAAAACUAAGAAAGGCUAGUGUGGAGUCUGAGCAAAUCAGUCGUAACCUGGAGGAAGCUCAUAGUUGGUUUCAGUCCCAGUUUGAGGAACUUCAGCUGGAAAAUCAAGAGAAGAGGCAGCAGGACAUCAAUCAAUCUCCAUUGACAAGCACACUGGUUGAUUCAAGAGGAAACAAUAUGGAAAAUCUGCAACGCUUACCUUAUUCAGCUGUAAGCCAUUUUGAGACCAAAGAGAAGCUAAAACUGAUCUCUAGAAAUUACCAAUCUAAAGAAGCAAACAGCAUCCCUACACGGACAGAGUGUGACAUGCCAUCCUAGUAUUGAUAGUGUUGCUAACAUCUAACGUAGUAAUGGAUCAGGCUUGUUCGAUCCCCAGAAC
Messenger RNA from Pelobates fuscus (common spadefoot toad), 3530 nucleotides. RefSeq names its product coiled-coil domain containing 150 (gene CCDC150). The record is from RefSeq and is a predicted model, not a curated record. The coding region runs from base 185 to 3469 and encodes 1094 amino acids. NCBI's taxonomy places the organism in Eukaryota, Metazoa, Chordata, Amphibia, Anura, Pelobatidae. The transcript has 28 exons.